Rattus rattus (black rat) is the source of this 2630-nucleotide messenger RNA. It is a transcript of the gene Strap, whose product is annotated as serine/threonine kinase receptor associated protein. Gene Ontology annotation, molecular function: RNA binding; protein binding. Lineage: Eukaryota; Metazoa; Chordata; Mammalia; Rodentia; Muridae. Gene Ontology annotation, cellular component: SMN complex. Bases 248 to 1300 code for a protein of 350 amino acids. The transcript has 10 exons. The record is from RefSeq and is a predicted model, not a curated record. Gene Ontology annotation, biological process: spliceosomal snRNP assembly.
GUCAGUGCGCCAUCACUUCCUGCCGCUACCGGUGUGGACCGUGAGUGGCGGCGGGCCGGUUUCCCGGCGCUCCCCUUCCCUUCUCCCUCCCUCCCUGUCCCUCCCUUGGCGACCGCGCGUCGCGGGGAUUCCCGACCCGGCCUCGGCGUGAGUGCGGGGGCCUUAAGCAGCCUGAGGCGCCGCGGCAGAGAAGGAGGACGACCGCGACCCUCGGUCCCCGCUCCGCGUCACCGCGCUCGCCGCCGCCAUGGCCAUGAGGCAGACGCCGCUCACUUGCUCGGGCCACACGCGGCCCGUGGUGGAUUUGGCCUUCAGCGGCAUCACGCCUUACGGCUACUUUCUGAUCAGCGCUUGCAAAGAUGGCAAACCUAUGCUCCGCCAGGGAGAUACAGGAGACUGGAUCGGAACAUUUUUGGGUCAUAAAGGUGCUGUUUGGGGUGCAACAUUGAAUAAGGACGCCACCAAAGCUGCCACAGCAGCUGCAGACUUCACAGCCAAAGUGUGGGACGCUGUCUCUGGAGAUGAACUGAUGACCCUGGCUCACAAGCACAUCGUCAAGACCGUGGAUUUCACACAGGAUAGCAAUUACCUGUUGACUGGAGGACAGGACAAACUGCUGCGCAUAUACGACUUGAACAAACCUGAAGCAGAACCCAAGGAAAUUAGUGGUCACACGUCCGGUAUUAAAAAGGCUCUGUGGUGCAGUGAGGAUAAACAGAUCCUUUCAGCUGAUGAUAAGACUGUUCGGCUCUGGGAUCAUGCCACAAUGACAGAAGUAAAAUCUCUAAAUUUUAAUAUGUCUGUUAGCAGCAUGGAAUAUAUUCCUGAGGGAGAGAUCUUGGUUAUUACUUAUGGACGAUCCAUUGCUUUUCAUAGUGCAGUAAGUCUGGAGCCAAUUAAAUCCUUUGAAGCUCCUGCGACCAUCAAUUCUGCAUCUCUUCAUCCUGAGAAGGAAUUUCUUGUUGCUGGUGGAGAAGACUUUAAACUGUAUAAGUAUGAUUAUAAUAGUGGAGAGGAAUUAGAAUCCUACAAAGGUCACUUUGGCCCCAUUCACUGUGUGAGAUUCAGUCCCGAUGGUGAACUCUAUGCCAGUGGUUCUGAAGAUGGGACACUGAGAUUGUGGCAAACUGUGGUUGGAAAGACCUACGGCCUGUGGAAAUGCGUGCUUCCUGAGGAAGAUAGCGGGGAACUGGCAAAGCCAAAGAUCGGAUUUCCAGAAACAGCAGAAGAAGAGCUGGAAGAGAUUGCUUCAGAGAACUCAGAUUCCAUCUAUUCGUCAACUCCUGAGGUGAAGGCCUGAGCAGCUCAGACGUGUGCCGCAGAUGCCAUGCAGUUGAUGGACUGAACAAGCAGAGACCGGCAUCGGCCUUCAGUUACUCUGCCUGUGCCAAAGGGGACAGACUGUUGGGGCAUGGAUUGCUCCAGUGCACGAACAACUACAGUGUUGCCUGUGAGUGAACUGGCUGAGCGUGCGGUGCAGGCAGGAGGAUUCUGUUCACCUAGUGCCUGCCAAAGCCUGCUGCCGCGAUGAAAAGCCAACUUAGUGUCCACUUUACCCCAGAUCUCCUGUAGCUGUUUCUGUUAUGGAGAAGAAAAAUAUAUUGGCCUAUUUUUCUGACAUUUCCCUUGAAGAAUGCCUUUUUUUCUCUGCUUAGUUGUGAAGAAGAGGAAAUACAUGAUAAAGUAACUGGUUUGAUCUCUUUCAUUGUACACUGACGGCUUCUGGACAUCUAAUUUUUUAGUUAUCUAAAUAAAAUGCCUCUAAAACAAUAAUUUUCUGUUUCUUUGGGAAAUUCUGACAUGCUUGAAUAUUAAAACUAAAUAUUCAAAGUUUUCUGUAUCAUCCACAGCCAGCAGUGGCAAAAGACAGUUUAGUUAGAGCCUGAACUAAACAUUUCCUAAUUUUGAAAUUCAAUUAUUUAAACUUGAAACUUUCCUAUCUUUUGCUAGGUGUUCAUUUAUCUUCCGGAAGGGUAGAAUUGCUUUUCUUGUUUAAACAUGCAUGUUAGUUACUAAAAAGAAAAGCAAUUAGGAAGACAGGUAAAUAAGCAGAAGUCCCAGUUGUUCUGAAAACCGCUGUCCGCAGUCAGACAUCUGCUUGGUUGUACAAAUACCCACAUGACUGUGAAACUGGGUUAAUCAUUAAUUUGAAGUAGUUUAUGAUGUAUCAGACUUUAUCACAUUGAAAUUUGGGUCAUUCAAAAAGUCGACCUUUAAUACAUUGGAUUAGUUGAAUAAAUUUGUAGUCUAUUAUUUUAUAAUAUGAAGAGAUUAAAUUAGUAAUUUGGAAAUAAAGAUGAACAGCUUGCAUUAAUUUGCUUUCUUCUAAUUUGUCUUUUGAGUGACCUUUAAUACUUUGAUUAGAAAAAAGCUUUGACUGGUUUGUGACAACCAGAAGGCGGCACUACAAGCAGCGGCUGGGGAGCCAGGGGGACGCCUGUCACAGCCGCUGAUGAGCCUCAGGCAGUGGUGUUCCUGUGUCCAUGUUUAACAUGCUUGGUUCUCUGCUCUGUAGCAGUACUGUUAAUGUAUCAAGAUUAGACUGAGAGUCUGACCCUAAAUAAAGUUGAAUGCAUCUUUUAUAAUGGAAGUUGCUUGAGUUCAUGAAAAUAAUAAAAUAAGGGCAUUUC